AUGGACAGUCUGUCUCCAGUCAGCAGGGCGAAAAGAAAGGUGGAGGAGCUUCAAGCAGAGCUGGAAGGGGAGCUAGGUUUGGAAGCAGAGGCUGCUCGGGCAGCUGACCGCGUGGCAGCUUUGCGAAAUGCUGCCAAGCCCAAAAGGAAGCCAAGCAUUUCAGCUCAAGGCCCUGGAAGUGCUUCACAAACGAGCCGGCCAUCAAGGGCUAGAUCUAGAUCUGUGCCUGCAGAAGGCAGCCAGCAUGAUGGAAGCUCAGAAGCUGAGGGACACACUGCAGCUGGUCAGCCUCCUACUGACGAGGCCGUCCGGCAAGAUCCGCCUGCGAGACGAGCUGCCCCCUCUGGCCAGGACUCAGUUGGGGGUCAGGGACACAGUGACAGGGGCCCCCAGUCUGGGGCACAAGAGUGGCACGACUAUGGUGAUGGCGGUGCCAAUGACAUGGACUUUGCGGCUGAGCGUGCCGCUGAAGCUGCCCAUAAGCUGGCAGAGGACGUCCGUAGGGAAGAGCGGUUUGCGCGGGCACGCCAGGCAGAAGGGGGUGCAGGCACUUCUCGGACGGAGUGGGGGCGACGGCAAGAGGUACAGGCUGAAGCUUUUCAGAGUCUGCGCCCCCAUCUUGCUCGGGAGCUCAUGCACUUGGCCGCCCCGUUAGAGAUCAACACAAAAUGCAGCAUGGAGGGUUGCGCCGGGCUUGCGGUCAUUCGAUGUAAUACAUGCAAUUGGGGCAGCAACGGGGCUGUGUGCGCGGAUCAUGAUCUUGAGUUGCACCAGUGGGCGCACACGCAUGAUCGCGCCUCCUGCUUGAAUGGGUUUUGGGAGGCGCUCCCGCCAGGCGUCACAAUCCAAGAGGGGCAGCGGGUGCACGCCCCGAAGUGUUUUCCUUGCAAGCCUCAAGAGCCUUGUGGACACUGUGGUGAGACAAGCUGGUCUGAGCCAAGGGCAACAACUGAAGCCCUGACCUUGGUGCAUACGGAAGCAGGGCGGGUUGAGUUUGUGAAAGGCCUGAGCCACUGUAACGCAGUCAAGGAGGAUGGCUCGGUGUGCGGGGCGCUUCAGCUCCAAAAGCCCCGUGACAUGCUGCGGAUGGGACUGUGGCCAGGCACUGUGGACAACGCGCGGUUUGAGACGGUUUACAGUGAAGGCGUUCUGGGGUUUUGGGACACUCUCUCCAAGUCAUGUCCUGGAACAGCGUACACCAACUACCUUCGGUGCCUGGAUAAAAAGACAAAGGACCGAGGAGGGGUGGGCUCCAUCAAUCCGACGAGCUUUCGGACAGCUGCCAAUGAGUGGAAGUUUGCCAAGUAUGAGAGGACGUACCCCGCGGCGUACCGGAAUGGUUUUCAGUGCCCAGCAUGCUGGAAGUGGCAACUUGUCUGCGCGGUGGAUGGCAACAAGAAGCUGUACCGCUGGGACCGCAACUACGAAAUGUGGCGCGCUUCCUACUACGACGACCUCUUCUUCGCAAAACGGACCAGCGUUGCUGCGCACAUGGAGGCGCUCGACCUGGCUGGCGGGCGGAAUCGCAGGACCGCCCAAUCAGGGACCGGUACGCUGCCUCCGACUAGCUGCGGGAAGGGUGAAUGGAAGGCGGCCAAAGAUUCCAAGAGCGCGAUCGAUGGUCAACAAGAGACGGGCAUCGUCGCUUGUGGAUGCCGACACCAAAUUGGCCAACGAGCGGUCAACAUGAUCCGGUCCGGUGAGCGCUAUGGCUACGCACACUACCUCGACGUCUACUUCAUGCAGCAGCUUGGCAGCCUGUCCUUCAUUGCCGAGGACAUCAUCUGCAAGUACCAACCAUGGAAGGAGUCUAUGAAAGGGAAGGUGCCCGGCUGUCCAGUUCCACGGAACGACCAGACAACACGACCGUUCCUGAACAUUAUGCACGGAUACCUGCACUCGUGGUAUUGCCAGGUGCUGUUUGGAGGACGUCAUCAGGUUGGAGCCGGAGCAGGAUCGGGAGAGGACAUGGAGUUGAUCUUCGCCUACCUCUCCCUCUUUGGUUCGACGACAAAGAACAUGAGCGAAGCAAGUCGGGAGGAGUUGCUAACGGAGGCCAUACUGGCCUGGAACGAGCGAAAACUUGACGGUCUGGCAAAGUCUUUGAUGGAGCGGUACGCGGCCCUCCCUAGUCGGAUCACUGAGGCGAAAUUCGAGCUAGAGAAAGUGUGCGAAGAAGUAGUAGCGCUUGUUCCGGGGGCAGAUUUUUCUCGAAGUGCAAUCGGUAGGUACCGAAACGAAGUUAGAAUAGCAGCCCAAACUCAGCUUACUCGGAACCUUCGUCAUGCGGACAAGGACGAGCUCGAUUACUAUAAGCUCGUGGUGGAGGUAGAUGCUUCUGAAAAGCUGCAGGCUGUUGCUGAGAUGGAGGCGGCUGACGCUCUGAUGUGCUCGCCGGAGUUGCACACGAUCCGAGAGGUUGCCCAAAGAGCACGAGAAGGUCUAAACACGAAACAGCAAAAACUGAAGGAGAUGGAAGUUAAGCUGCUAAAGAAACGCCUUCAAGGUGCUAGUGAGGGGCCUAUGCGGGUCGAUAGGCUCCUUGAAAGCCUGAGCGAUGAGGAAAGGUCAGAGCAUGUGCAGGCGCUGAGGUUACAGUGCCGGCUGACCUUGGCAGAAGAAACACUUGCUUCGUUAGAGAACCACAUUGAAGGGCUCCUUCAUAGCUUUCUCUCGUAUCAGAAGCGUUUGACACGGGAAGCUGACACUAACAAGCUUCGUACCAGAAUGAAGGAGAAAAAGCGAGAGGUUACAAAGGAGGUCAAAAAAGCGGUUGACGAGUAUAACCUGAUUAGGCUGGCGACAAACUCGAACCGAACGGCUAGCCCCGUCCACGUCGAUGAUAUAAUGAAAGAGGGUGCGGAAAUGCCUUGGGCCUAUGCAGGGCUUGCAGGCUCCGCCAACGGCAGACUCGGGUAA
Messenger RNA from Klebsormidium nitens, 2919 nucleotides. Lineage: Eukaryota; Viridiplantae; Streptophyta; Klebsormidiophyceae; Klebsormidiales; Klebsormidiaceae. The record is from the annotation of a GenBank genome assembly.